AUGACAAUCCAAGGUGUCUACCUCGAGCCUGUGCGCCUCCACACAAGCGAGUUCAAGGAGUUUGACCAGCGCUUCGGAAACAAGCUCGUCACCAUGUACGAGAUCCACUAUGCCGAGGUCGUCAACGGGUACCUCAACAACGUUGACGAGUGGGAUCACACGACCUACUACCAUGGCACCUCACACUGUGGAUGUCUUGACCGCCGAAUCGUCAACCUCGAGAACAACCGCGUCCCAGUUUAUGCGUGGUGCGAGAAUGCUUGCUGCUGCACCAGGAACAUUAUCAAUAGUGGUUUCCUCAAGGCCAAGAGUCCUCGAAGCCACUUCUUCUCUCCUCAGGUCGAGGCCGCUCGAGCAAUUGCAAUCAGCAAGACUUUUGGGACAGCGCCGGAAUCGCCCUUGCUGAGCAUCUUUGUUUGUGUCACCAGGAACCCUCAAAACGCAGUUACCCAUGACCUUGAGGACUACCAUUCUGUCCAGAACGACAACGACAUUUUGCCUGUCUACAUCGCCAUCGUGCACAAGUAG
This is a messenger RNA of Linnemannia hyalina, 528 nucleotides long. NCBI's taxonomy places the organism in Eukaryota, Fungi, Mortierellomycota, Mortierellomycetes, Mortierellales, Mortierellaceae. The record is from the annotation of a GenBank genome assembly.